This is a messenger RNA of Sinocyclocheilus grahami, 1165 nucleotides long. Its product is annotated as proteinase-activated receptor 1-like. Gene Ontology annotation, biological process: positive regulation of Rho protein signal transduction; phospholipase C-activating G protein-coupled receptor signaling pathway; blood coagulation. The record is from RefSeq and is a predicted model, not a curated record. The transcript has 2 exons. Bases 56 to 1165 code for a protein of 369 amino acids. Lineage: Eukaryota; Metazoa; Chordata; Actinopteri; Cypriniformes; Cyprinidae. Gene Ontology annotation, molecular function: thrombin-activated receptor activity. Gene Ontology annotation, cellular component: plasma membrane.
CAUUAAUCUGAACUCUUCGUCAACACAUAACAGUCCUGACUGCUUUUUACCUCCUAUGGGUGGGUUUUUAGGCCAUAAUGAGAGGUCUCAACCAUUGAAUAUGAGCAGUACUCCAGAUACAGCAUCAUACGAUCACAAAACUGCACCAAUCUCUGACACAUUAAACAUCUUAGAAGAGUCUGUUGUCUUCCUCAAAGGCCUGCUGGUCACACGCGUCAUGCCCUCAUUCUACAUCUUCAUCAUCCUCAUUAGUUUGCCCCUGAACACUGUGGCUUUGGUGGCAUUCACCUGUAAGAUUCGAGAGAAGAAACCAGCUGUGAUCUACAUGUCUCACCUGGCGUGUGUGGAUGUGCUCUUUACCCUGCUGCUGCCUCUGAAGAUCCACUACCAGCUGAAUGCUUCAGAUUGGGUGUUUGGUGAGGCAGCGUGUCGUGUGCUCAGUGCAGCUUACUACUGCUACAUGUACUGCUCCAUACUGCUGAUGAUGUGCAUGAGUGUGGACAGGCUGCUGGCCGUGGUGUUUCCCAUCGCCUCUCUGACCUGGAGGAGCACAAGGAAAGCUACAUGUGUAUGUGUGCUGGUCUGGCUGCUUGCACUCGCUGGUACAGUGCCGCUUCUCUCAGUGAGUCAAACAGUUAAGACUGAGAAUGUGGGUGUCACCUGCCAUGAUGUGCUACGCCAAAAUGACCCUACAGUAGUGUAUUAUGUGUACUUGUUUUCCAUCCUCUCCUGCCUCUACUUCUUCUUGCCUCUGGUCGUGACUUUUGUGAGCUACUCCACCAUCAUAUAUGCACUUAGUGCAAAAUCUGAUCGCUUAACAUCAUCUUCAUCUUCAGACAAGCGAAAGAGAGCUGUUAUUAUGGCUGUUGCUGUGCUGAUUGAGUUUGUGGUGUGCUUUGCUUCAACCAAUGUCAUCCUGUUGUACCACUGUGUUUAUUUAGCUAAUGGAGACCACCGUGAGGGAGAUUCAUCAUAUGCGGCUUAUCUGUUGGCUGUGUGUUUGGGGAGCGCAAGUGUUUUUCUGGACCCUCUGCUGUACUACUACGGCUCGUCUCAAUGCAGAAAGCAGAUCCGCUCUGUGUUUUGGUGCAAGAAAGCAAAAAAAAAGAACAAAAAAGCUGUCAAACACAUGAAAUCCUCUCACUGCACUACAGCUGCACAGUAA